Suillus bovinus is the source of this 937-nucleotide messenger RNA. Its product is annotated as 6,7-dimethyl-8-ribityllumazine synthase. The coding region runs from base 32 to 685 and encodes 217 amino acids. Gene Ontology annotation, biological process: riboflavin biosynthetic process. The transcript is spliced from 2 exons. The record is from RefSeq and is a predicted model, not a curated record. Gene Ontology annotation, molecular function: 6,7-dimethyl-8-ribityllumazine synthase activity. NCBI's taxonomy places the organism in Eukaryota, Fungi, Basidiomycota, Agaricomycetes, Boletales, Suillaceae. Gene Ontology annotation, cellular component: riboflavin synthase complex; mitochondrial intermembrane space; intracellular anatomical structure.
CGGGUUUACCUCAUUUGUACCCCCUUCUAGUAUGAUAAUGAUGUCGUCAACCAUGAGUUCAAUCAAGGGUCCAUCCAGUGCUCAAUUCAAUGGCUCUAGUUUACGUAUCGCCAUCGUGCAUGCGCGAUGGAACAAGACUGUCAUUGAUUCACUUUUGGCGGGCACAAUCGACAAGCUGAAAGCAUGCGGGGUUAAGGACUCCAACAUCGUUGUCCAGUCUGUCCCUGGUAGUUUCGAACUUCCUUUCGCGUGCUCGAAAGUGAUUGCAGGAUCUCGUGUUCAAACGGCCACAUCUUCUGGCGAUCUGCUCGGGUUGAGCUUCGGCGAUUCUUCGACAUCACUUCCAUCCAACAAGGAACUUUCUGCUCCCACUUCGACACUUGCAAACAUACCAAACGCUCCAUUUGAUGCAGUAGUAGCCAUUGGUGUCUUGAUCAAGGGCUCUACGAUGCACUUUGAGUAUAUCUGCGACAGCGUUUCUCACGCCCUCAUGAAAAUCCAGAUUGACACAGGUGUCCCUGUGAUCUUUGGUGUCCUAACAGCACUCACAGAGGACCAAGCAUUGGAACGAGCUGGUCUCGGCAGAGGGGCAGAGAAGGGUCACAAUCAUGGCGAGGACUGGGGACUUGCAGCCGUGGAGAUGGGAGUACAGAGCAGACGAUGGGCUGAAGGGAAAUUCCUUUGAUAUUGAUGGGUCGUGGGCCGCGGCUACUCAAUAUCACUUGUGCGUCAACUCCCAAUCUUUCUUGAACACCGAGGCGAGCGCUCUGAUUGAUGUAAAAGGUCUCGGUUGUAAUUGAUAGCGACUAUACCCCAGAUUUUCAGAAGUAACAAUAACUCAGACGCCGUGUCUGAUUUCAGAUAACUGCGAAAGCAUUCUGUUGUCAGGUUAUCAGUGCAGCAACCUUCUAGCGGUUGUCAUUCCUUCUAGGCCUUG